This is a messenger RNA of Staurois parvus, 254 nucleotides long. The record is from the annotation of a GenBank genome assembly. Lineage: Eukaryota; Metazoa; Chordata; Amphibia; Anura; Ranidae.
CCCACUGUCGUGCCAGAUGACUCGGUGCCCGCUGUCGAGCUUGCUGACUCGGUGCCCGCUGUCGUGCCAGAUGACUCGUUGCCCGCUGUUGUGCCAGAUGACUCGGUGCCGGCUGUCGUGCCUCUGUCCCCUGCCCAGCCUGACGUGCCUCUGUCCGCUGCCCAGCCUGACGUGCCAGCCUCUGAUGUCCAGCUAAACUGGCCAAUAACUGGUUCCCAGCCUGCUCCUGGAGAUCCUGUGUCCAGUAACCUGCC